This is a messenger RNA of Centropristis striata (black sea bass), 3214 nucleotides long. Its product is annotated as RING finger protein 148-like. Gene Ontology annotation, cellular component: cytoplasm; nucleoplasm. NCBI's taxonomy places the organism in Eukaryota, Metazoa, Chordata, Actinopteri, Perciformes, Serranidae. The transcript has a single exon. The record is from RefSeq and is a predicted model, not a curated record. Bases 332 to 1417 code for a protein of 361 amino acids.
GCCUUCUCACUGUUCCUUGGCUCUGGAUACAGCACAGGUCUGUGUGUUUUGUGUACUUCAACUUGUUGAAUACCAGCACCCUGCCCUCUGUGAGGAGUGUUCAGUGUUCAAGGUUCAGGAAGAUAACGAGAGGUGAGUGGCUGACGCAUAACUCGUGUUGUGUUACCAAAGGCUCAUAUCAGAUUACGGGAGACAGCAGCUUGGGUGAAACCGUAGCUGCUUUCAGACCACUGUUGCUCGAACAAACCAGGAACUGGGAUUAACAAAGGAGUUUGAAAGAAGCUAAAGAAGCUAUCGGAGGGCUUCCUGUUGUUUUAAGAAGAGCGUUACCAUGGGUAAGAAGACACAACACUGUCUGCUGCUUUUGCUGUGUUUGUCAGGGCUUGUUCACUAUUCAACAGCCUUCGUGUUUUGGACAGCUGUGGUGGAAAUAAGCUAUGUGAGCAACAAUAAGACUGUGGACAAAUACUGUGAGUGUGGGGUGUAUGGCCGUAACUCUCUGGUGGAGAAAACCUCGGGUAUUGUUACGCUUCCCAGGGGAGACCCCAAAGGCUGUGGCCCAGAUCCAGUAUACAACCGCAAUUCCAGCUCACCGCCUUGGAUAGCCCUGGUGAAAAGGGGCAACUGCACCUUCAGUGAGAAGAUCAAUGCUGCCAGACGUCAGGGAGCAGCUGGUGUGGUGGUGUAUAACGUGGAUGGCAGUGGCAACAGCACCACUCACAUGGCACACUCGGACGCAGAUGAAAUUGUCGCUAUCAUGAUUGGCAACUUUCAGGGCAUGGAGGUUGUCAGGUUGGUGAAGAAUGGGACUGAAGUCAAGAUGCUCAUUGAUGUCGGCAGCCCUCAUGGACCCUGGAUGGACACAUACUGGCUUUACUUCCUGUCCAUCGCCUUCUUCAUUGUGACAGCAGCCUCCAUCGCCUACUUUGUGUUUAUCAGUGCAAAUCGCAUCUACAACCUGAGUAGGCACAGGCGCUCUGAGAGGAAGCUGAAGUCAGAGGCUAAGAAGGCGAUCGGGCGCCUACAAGUGCGCACACUCAAGACGGGGGAUGAGGAAACCACCUGCGACUCCAACAUAUGUGCUGUUUGUAUUGAAAACUACAAGGCAGGGGAGGUGGUGACAGUGCUGACAUGUGACCACAUCUUCCACAAAGCCUGCAUCGAGCCCUGGCUGCUGGAGAAGAGGACCUGCCCCAUGUGUAAGUGCGACAUCCUGAAGGCCCUGGGAGUUGAGGAGGACUCGAAAGAAACCCUUUCCGCCGAGGCGCCACCAGAUGUCACUGUGGUCACAGUGACGGGAGGAGAGGCCAUGUAUGAAGUCCCACUGACCGACCCAACGAGCUCUGACCCAGAGAGACAUCAGCAUCGCUAUGACAACAGGGCCUUCGAGGGAGAAGCUGUGGCGGAGAGAAGAUGAACAACAGCAACAACGGAAACAAAACAGCAGCAAAAACCAGGACACAAUCAAACUGAACCAGCACAGUGGAAUCAAACUUUAAUGUUCCAGCAGCAGAAACAAUGUGAGCAUGCUAAAAUAGAUUGUCAAAAGAAAUUCCAAGGAUUUAAAAUGGACCUUGUGUAAUCAGCUUGGAUGAUAUGUGCAUUUUCUUUGUGUCUCUGUUGGUGCAAGUGUGUAAAUAUUGGGUGUGUUCAUAAAGAUGGUUAGAAUAGUUUCUAAACACUGAGCAGUCGUGAAGUUGUGGCAGUGUCAAAUUUCUGCUUUGCAUAGUGAACGAACCAGCUUGACACUGUUUAGACGGGGGGGGAGGGAAGUGCAGCAGAGUAUUUGAAUAUCUGCUUGAAAUCGUGGCCUAAUGUCCUCCAUCGAAACGCUCACACUUGACCAUUGUCUUUUUAAUUCAGUGCACAAUGCAUUUCUCUUAAUUCAAUUAAUUUAUAUAUUUAAUAUUUUUUUCUGCUCUUUUUAAACAGGAGACUGUUUGUUUCUUCUUCUGUUGUCCUUGUCAGGUUGUCAGGCUGGAUUCACACCACACCCUUAUGAACACACCCUUAAUGAGAAAUGCAGCAGGGCACACAUUGCACUGAGAUGAGUGAAUAAUAUCACCUGAGGGGCUGUGACUCUUUUAAGAAGCUCGGUCCGUAGAAACAUGUUUGCCACGUAUGAAAUAGGAAUUUUCAAGCCCUUUUAUAAUUAGUCCCCUCCAGCUACUUUUGAGAAUGUGGCAAUUGCAAUAAAUGUCUUAAGAACUGUAGAUGAUACGCCUCCAAAAAUGUUAAAUGUCUUGCCUGCUGAUUCUGCACAUGUAAAAGAUUUUAAAAAUUAUGUUUAUUAAGAUUUAUUUAUCAAUCAUGUAAAGUUCUAUCUGUUUGUAAUACACAAUUGCUUCAUUGUACUUUUCAUUUUCUUUAAAAAGGGUGAUUUUCAUGUGCACACACAGAUUAUUGUUCUCAAACAGGUCUUCCAGGUUUUUCCCUUUGAAUUAUGAGGAAUGGAGUUUAUUCAGAUUCUGCGUUCUACCUCUGAACUCUCACAUGGGUAAAUUAUGAAACAAGUACAAGAAUUUUGCUAGAUUUAGUGUGUCCCUCGUUGAAUGCUAAAGCUAAAGAAUUGCUUAAUUUAUUUGUUUGCUAGUGGGGAUAUGCUGAUUAUGGCACUAAAUAUAUUUUUCUAUAUUAAAUCAUUUUCACUACUGUUUUACAGAUUCCAGGAGUCUUAAAUUGUUCUGUAAAAAUGAAUAUUACUUGCUGUAUUAAAUCACAUUGAUGCUUAUUAGGAUGCAAUAAAUCCCUCAAAAUGAGGCCAACUUUAUGAGCAGAUUUGCUUGUAAGAAUGUGUGUGUGUGUGGAGGGAAUAUAUGAGUGUGCAGGUGUGUUGCUCUACAUCAGGCGGGUCCAAGCCAGAGUUAUGGUCUUGUUCCUGAUGACUGUGGGAGAGGAGUGAAACUGUAAUUACCUCUGCACAGGUGGGAGCUGAUUCGCACACACCUUGAGCUUGAGCUGGAUAAUCAUCAUAUCACAUAAGUAGAAGGGCCAGACCGAGCAAGCGGAGAUAUGCAGCUGUACGCCAGUGGAAUGGAAAUAUUAUUUUUUUAUUAUCCUUCCAUUGUGUUUUAGAAGCACACCCUCAGUAAAUCUGUAAUGAAAUUGCAACACUUCUUCUGAAUAUUUGUGGGGCUGAGUUUAUUUCUUAAGUCAGUCAGGAGAACUUUGGACUUGUGACUAUAAACCGCUGAUUGAGACUUUUUUGGAAAAU